Molecule: messenger RNA, 816 nt
Organism: Lachnellula hyalina
Lineage: Eukaryota; Fungi; Ascomycota; Leotiomycetes; Helotiales; Lachnaceae
Exons: 3
Coding region: 1-816 (271 amino acids)
Molecular function (GO): protein binding
Source: RefSeq, a predicted model, not a curated record
AUGACACCCGUCUCGCCUGCAGCAUCGCCCUCUAUGAUAGUGAAGUUAAAGUUGAAAAUGAAAGGGAAGCCUAAGCAGAACGGCCCCAACUUCUCUUCCGGCUCCGGCCAUCAGGUCGUCACAAUCCUUGCUGGCAGCGGAGAGAAAGAGGAGAAAUUCAUCGUCCACAAGCAAUUUGCCUGUCACUAUUCCCCAGUCUUCAAAGUGGCAUUCGAGAGCGGCUUUAUUGAAGGCCAAACCCAGACGUACAAGCUUGACGAUGUUGAACCCAAGGUUGUGCAAGUACUGCUACACUGGCUCUACACGCAAAAGCUUGAUAUUGAAGUGGCUAGAGAACAAGACAGCCAAAACUUCUUGCACUUAGAAGAGCCGUUCAUCCUGGCAGUCUCACUUUGGGCUCUUGCGGACAAGCUUCUUCUCCCAGGUCUCCAAAACGAGGUCGUCGAUUGGAUCGAUCGUGUGUGUAGGGAAGAGGAAUAUGCUCCAACCCACUGUCUGAAGCAUGUUUACAAUUGCACUGGAGCGGGUAGUCUGUUGAGGAAGUUGUUUAUUUCACAAACUGCGCACUACAUUCCUAGCAAUUGGUAUACGACACAGGCGAAGGAUUUCCCGCAAGAGUUUCUCAUAGACUUGGCAGAGUAUUUCUCGACUGAAUUUGCGGCAAAGCACACGAUCGAAGCCAUGAAAACCUUCUACAACCAGGCAGGAAUGAUCAGCAAAGCCGGCAAAGACUGUUUUGUCCAAAUUAAAGGGAACACGGACGGGGUUGAAUUUCUGGAAGACGACACAUCAAUGUCAGGAUAUUAUGGGAUUUAA